AUGUCAAUUGUGCUGACACGCUUAUCGCUGGAACAAGUUGGCAUGAACGGAGGCGGUGCGCAGAAGCGGCGUAGUGCGCGCCUGUCGCAAGAAGGGGACGGGGAGAAUGAACCAGCUACGAAGAAGAUCAAGUCCAACGGCAAAACGGCGAAUGCAGUGACGGCAAAGCAGCAGGAUGGGGAGAGCAAAGUGGCAGGCAGGAAGAAGAAAUCACUCUACGAAGAAGAAGUCGACGAUUUCGCGUUUUCCAAGAAAAGGAAGAAUAAGGAUUCCAAGCAACCCACAGUCCGGAACUCGAUUGAUGAGCCACCAGUGGCGGCUGCUGCGCCUGCUCCUAUCACAGCUCCGAGCAAUGCAUUGGCCCAUCCACCAGUGCUGGAGCCAAUGCCGGCCCCAAAACCCGGAUCGAGGAAGACAAGGAAGAGGUUGCCGGAGAGCCCAGAGCGUGAGGUCUCGGGCAACACAGUACGCCGUAGUAAGCGUCUAUCAACCGAAAAGGAUCCCGAGAACUACGCCUCACCACAACGGUCAGCUCAUGCGCAGUCGCACGCAAACGUGGACCGGUCACCAAGCCCCGCACGAGUUGUCCCGUUGAAUGUGGAAAAGACGCGGGCGCAGCGUGCCGAGGAGCAAGCAGACGAUGGAAAAAUAAUGACCAUCUCGCUCGCGUUCGCUGACACUCCGGUCAUUCGACGAAAUAGAGAGAUGAGAAAGGCCAGCAAAGAUAGCCAUAGGCGCAGCAGUGCUGGCAUGAGAGGGAAAAGGGCGAGCAGCGUGAUUGAUGAAGGCCGAGGGCAUGCGUUGCCUCACUCAGAAGUUCCUGCACCAGAAUUCUUCAAGCAUAUUUCUGCAGAUCUUACAGAGCCGCGCCGAAUGCGCUGCUUGCUCGGUUGGUGCGGGACAAGAUGUCUGCCUGCCAAACCAGAUGCCCCGAAGACAAGUUCACCGGCCGCAAGCUUGGAGUUUCAGGCGUUACAAGCAGCUCGUGUUAUACAAGAAGAAUUGUCUCUAGAGUUGGUAUCAAACGGCACACUGAGCGACUGGUUUUCGAGGGAUGAGAUCACCGCGCCUCGAAUUCCCAUACGGAAGAAAGCCAAUCCAAGGAAUAUUGCGAAUGCAAUCAAGGCCAAAGAAUUAGAGAGAGAACUCGAAAGACUCAAGACGCAACGAGCCGAGUGGGACGAAGUCGUACAAUCAACGUCCUCAAUGUCAAUAUCAGACGGCACMCAAAAGCUACCCGAAGCUGGCGACAUUUCUCCUCUUCAGCCCGAGCUUCUAAGUAGCCGGCAAAGGGCCAUAUUCGAAGGACUAGAUCCAACGGCCAACAAUUCCGAGACCGACCCACAGAGGAUUCAACAGAGGCUGCGGAUAAUCUCAGACGAUCUCGAGUUUGCGGUCGAUAUGUUCGCUCACGGCGUGCACGCCUUGAGCACGACCCGCGAGACUGCUGAGCGUGCUGCUGAGAAGUCGCUGACAGACGCAGCGCAUGCACUUGAGGAGCGAGAAAAGCAACGCGCAGCCAGUGGGAAUGAUCUCGACCAGAUGAACUCGCUCAGGGKAUUGGCGAGGGUCUUGAAUUCACAGCAGAAACGAAGAUGA
Messenger RNA from Ramularia collo-cygni, 1599 nucleotides. RefSeq lists its product as uncharacterized. Gene Ontology annotation, cellular component: MIS12/MIND type complex. Lineage: Eukaryota; Fungi; Ascomycota; Dothideomycetes; Mycosphaerellales; Mycosphaerellaceae. Bases 1 to 1599 code for a protein of 532 amino acids. The record is from RefSeq and is a predicted model, not a curated record. Gene Ontology annotation, biological process: mitotic sister chromatid segregation; cell division. The transcript is spliced from 4 exons.